This is a messenger RNA of Dendroctonus ponderosae (mountain pine beetle), 2079 nucleotides long. Its product is annotated as WD repeat-containing protein 43-like. The transcript is spliced from 9 exons. Gene Ontology annotation, molecular function: protein binding. Gene Ontology annotation, biological process: maturation of SSU-rRNA from tricistronic rRNA transcript (SSU-rRNA, 5.8S rRNA, LSU-rRNA). The coding region runs from base 73 to 1917 and encodes 614 amino acids. Gene Ontology annotation, cellular component: nucleolus. The record is from RefSeq and is a predicted model, not a curated record. NCBI's taxonomy places the organism in Eukaryota, Metazoa, Arthropoda, Insecta, Coleoptera, Curculionidae.
AACGGACCUAACCUCGUCAUUUAAGGUUAGAAGUUUAAAAGUUUCGCAUGUGUGGUGCGUGUGUUGUUUGAGAUGGCUCUACAAAGUGGCGCAUUUAGUGAGGACGGGAAAUAUUUCGCAAAUAUUUCCUCAGAUGGAAAGCUUAAAAUAUGGAAUACUUUGUCUAGUUCACUGGAUCAAGAAUUUACACCCGAUUUCCAUUUAACCACUCCAUGUACAUGUUUGCAGUUCUGGAGCAGUUCUCAAGGUGCAGCUAAGGAUUUACCAUCUCCCAAGAAAAAGAAGCGAAAACAUGAUCUAAAGCCGCCGAGCAUAAUUUUGGGAACCACAUCUGGUAUCAUCUUAAUUUACUCUAUUGCCAAAGGUGGUAUAGAAAAUACGAUAAACAGUAACACCAAUUUGCCGGUGAAUUGCUUAUCAGCUGUAAAUGAUCAUCUAUUGUACUCCGGUGCUGAUAAUAAUAUUCUGGAAUGGAACAUCAAAGACAGGAACAUAAAAAGCCAGUGGAAGGGAGGCUACGAGAAUAUUACAUCAAUACUGGCAGUUCCAGAAACGAACAAUCUAAUAACUGCCGCAAAGAACAUUAAGGUUUGGAAUAUUGAAACUAGAGAAGUGUUGAGGACGUUUACAGGGCACAGCUCUGAAAUAAAUAUUAUGCACUAUGUACAUCUUCCUAGUGCUGGCCCGUAUAUUCUAACCGGUUCGAAGGCCGAUCGUCUUUUAAGUUGCUGGAAUUUAAACAGCGAAAGCAAAUUGAAAAACGCAGUUUCCAAUUACGUAUUGCAAGACGUUGCCAUUCAUGUCUCAGUGUAUAUUUCAGUAGAGGGUAAUGCCAGUGUAGCCGCAGCAACAAGAAAUGGAAGCCUUCACGUCUAUCAUCACAAGCUCAAUGGCAAGUGUGAUAAGCCUCUCAAACCCAAAACCACCCUUCAAGUGGUGUCUGAUACAGGACAGUCUAAUGAGUCUGUAAAACCCAUCAAAAUUUGCGGCGCCAGGUUUUUAGACGGCGAAACUCUGUCUUUGGGAUAUGGUUCAGAGCUUUUAUUGACGUUCGAAAAUGUGACGCUAACGUCGAAAAAAUUGGAGGUCUUAAUCAGGGUUGAUCAACAAGCAUCAUCAAAAAAAUGUAAAGAUGAGCAGGUGACAAAGUUAAAAAAGCCCCUGGUUGGAGACAAUGUUAAUUAUAUCUCUACUCAAUCAACUGCCACACAUACCAAGAGGAAAGUGGGCCAGCAAGAUGAAAUACCCAUGGAACAAAGAUUGGAGAAUUUGACUCUGAGCAAAGCCGAGGGCAAAGUUCCGAAAGUAAAUAAUGUAGCUCAACUGUUACUCCAAGGAUUACACAGUAAGGACAAGAACAUCCUGAGAACUGCCCUGUGGCGAACGGAUGAAAAUAUCAUUAGGAAUACCGUUAAAAGGCUUCCUGUCACGGUAUUUGAACCGCUAAUCAAGGAAUUGUCCAGUCUUGUUCAUGGAAAGACUGUUGUGAGUCGAUAUGGAGCCUUAUGGUUGAAACAUAUGGCGCAGGUCCACGCCGGAGUUCUAAUUUCAAACCCUAAUCUAUCAGAAAUGUUUUCGAGUGCUUUAGGGACUAUUCAGCAUCGGAUUUAUUCCCAGACUGCCCUUCACCGACUUAGAGGCAAAUUAGAACUGUUAGUUCCGCAAGUGAGCACCAUAAAUAAUGCCGAAAAUUAUGAUGAAGACGAUGAGGAAGCCCUUCUGGUUUUCAUCGAUAAAGACACCAGUGAUUCGGAAUCAGAGGACCAAGAAGUGAUGGAAAUUGGAUCAGAUAGUGAACCUGAAAAUUGGGAAGAUGAGCCGGUUGAUGAAAACACGGACGAAGAAAACCAUAUGGACGGCACAUCAGACUCUGAUGAUUCUGUAGUGAUGGUUGAUGAUGGGCAGGAUUCCGAUUAAAAUUGGUAUGUUUCAUUCUUCGAGGGAAUCAAAUUAAGAAUGAACAUUUUUCCAUUUUUUACGUUUUAACCAAUAAUCCUUGUAUAAGAGUAUGAUAUAUUUUUACAUCAGUUGGAAAUACAUGUGUUUUAAAACUGUUUGCCAAUAUAACCUCGUACAAGA